Molecule: messenger RNA, 1167 nt
Organism: Akanthomyces muscarius
Lineage: Eukaryota; Fungi; Ascomycota; Sordariomycetes; Hypocreales; Cordycipitaceae
Exons: 3
Coding region: 1-1167 (388 amino acids)
Source: RefSeq, a predicted model, not a curated record
AUGAUCCUACAAUUAAUUAUACGGCGGCCGCUGUGGACAAUGUUGGCUGCCGCGAUCAUAUUAAUUUUGAUGCUUGCAGUACCCAGAAACUCUCUGGGCUCACCUGGUCUUGCGCCGCGAGGACAAGGCGCGUUGCAGCACAUUAAUAAUGCGACGCUAGGUUUUGAGAAAAUUUUCGUCGUUGGCUUGCCAGAGCGGACGGAUCGUCGGGACGGGCUCACGCUUCAGGCGGCCCUUAGCAACCUGAAAAUAGAGUUCUUUGACGGAGUCAAAGGCGAUACGAUCGCCGAGAAGGCCAUUCCAGUUGAUGAAGCUGGCGCAACCCUUAGAGCACCCGAGCUUGGCUGCUGGAGGGGCCAUAUGAACGCUGUCGCUGAGGUAAUUCGACAGAAUCUUACUUCUGUCCUGAUUCUGGAAGACGAUGCCGAUUGGGAUGUGAGAAUUCGCCAACAACUCCGCGACUUUGCGCUUGCCACGAGAGCUCUUAUUCAGCCACUAGCAGGGUCUUCAUCGAAUCCUUCAUUUGCCGACGCUACAAUGCUUGAUCCUUCGCAAUCCGAAGGCCACGAAAUAAACUUCCACAAUCUUCCGACGACAGCGCUACCACGCCUUACACCAUACGGCGAUGACUGGGAUCUUCUCUGGGUUGGCAACUGUGGGCUGCACUUUCCAUUCCCACACUCGAACAAUAUUCCGAAAGGCCGUGUGAUAUACCAGAACGAUGAGACUGUGGCACCGCACCGGAAUCUUUGGUCCAUCAACCAGCCAUUUACCCUCAAAGAAAAAUACCCCGAGCACACCCGAGCCAUACACCAUGCGCAAGAAGGCGUAUGUACCGUGGGAUACGCGCUAAGCCAUCGCGGAGCGAGGCGCCUCCUACAAGAGGUGGCGCUGAAGCCUGUCACCGACGCGUACGAUAUUCUAAUGCGUUUCUUUUGUGAGGGGACGCAUGGUAGGAAGAAGGGUGUCUGUAUUGCGCCGCAGCCACCAUAUUUCCACAGCCAUCGACCAGCGGGGCCAGUAAGCGCCAAUAGCGACAUCGGUGAUCACAAGGGCGAGUAUAAAAACGAACCGAUGACGGAUAUGGUGCGAUGGAGUGUGCGCCUGAACUCUGAUCUGAUUACGUCUGGUCGUACAGAUUACGUCGAUCAGUAUCCUGAUGAAUGA